AUGCGGGUUAUUAGCUUAUUCCUAUUAAUCAACCUUGCAAUCGCUUUAGCAUCACACAAGCCAGGCUAUUGCAACACCUAUGGAAACUGUGGUAAAAAAUCGGUGUUUGGAAAACCAUUACCUUGUGCUGGGUUUGUCCCGGCCGUAAAGGCAAGCCUGGAAUCACGAGAGAAAUUAAAAUCAAUAUGUGGAGAAGAUUUCGACUACGUUUGUUGUUCUCCCGAACAAAUUGAUAUUUUGGAACUGAACUUAAAAAGAGUCGACCCUCUAAUCUCAUCAUGCCCGGCGUGCCGAAAGAACUUUUAUGACUUCUUCUGCCAAUUCAGUUGCUCACCCAAUGAAUCCCAAUUUGUUGAAAUUGUUAAAACCGAAACCGCCAGAGACACAGGCAAAGAAAUAGUCACCGAGAUAAACCAAUAUGUGGAACCGGAAAUGGCCAAACAGUUUUUUGACUCGUGCAAAAAUGUAAAGUUCCUGGCAACUAACGGUUAUGCUAUGGAUUUGAUUGGUGGAGGAGCAAAGAAUUACCUGCAAUUUUUAAAGUUUUUGGGAGAUGAAAAACCAUUGUUGGGUGGAUCCCCUUACCAAAUCAACUUUAAAUACAAACUCCCACAACCCCAAUCGGGUCUUGUUUUGCGAAAUGAACCACUUCGUGAUUGCAACGACAAAGAAUAUAAAUGUGCAUGUACUGACUGUGAGGAGUCAUGCCCACAAUUGCCACAUGCUAAAGAUUUAACCAAAAAGUGUACCGUUGGUGUUUUGCCAUGUUUUUCAUUUAGUAUCAUAAUUAUUUGGUCGUGCUUGAUAAUACUAUUAGGAGGAUAUCACGUAUACUUGGCGAAAUUGAAAAAAGAACGGAGACGAUCAAUUGUGGAAGAUUCCGAGGAUGACGAAAGCACUAUGAUAAACCCAUUAUUCUAUGCUGGCAUUGGGAAAAAACGGGCAAAACAAUUUCUGAGCGAAUUGGGACUGAAAAUUCAAGACUUGUUUGCCAAUAUUGGGUACUUUUGUUCUAAAUUCCCCGGGAUCUCAAUUGGAACUAGUUUAACAAUUGUCGUUUUGCUCUCCUUGGGACUUUUCAAGUUGCAACUUGAAACCGACCCUGUCAAGCUUUGGGUUAGUCCUAGUGACCCAUCUUACAAAAACCAACAGUUUUUUGAAUCUAAUUUCGGCGAAUGGUUUAGAAUUGAACAAGUGAUUAUAAGUGCAAAAGAUGGUGGGCCUGUUUUGAACUGGGAAGUUGUCAAGUGGUGGUUUGACAAAGAGUCACAAUUGGACAAGUUGGAUGAAAAUGUGCGUUUAUCCGAUAUCUGUUUUAAACCAUUAGACGAGACUUGUGCCUUACAAUCAUUUACGCAGUAUUUCCAAGGUGAUAUUUCUGGAUUGACAGAGAGUAACUGGAAGUCAAAAUUGCAGAGUUGCGUUGACUCUCCAGUAAACUGUUUGCCCACGUUUCAACAACCGUUGAAACCAAAUAUUUUGUUUGAUAAUAACGAUGUUUCCAAGGCCAGGGCAUUUACAGUAACGGUAUUGGUAAACAGUGACACCCAGAAUGGAAACUAUACUGCAAAAACAAUCUCGUAUGAGCAUCUGUUCCAAAAAUGGGCAGCUGAUUUACAAGCCGAGCACCCAAAUUUGAAUAUAGCUUACAGCACCGAGAUCUCCCUUAAGGAAGAACUUAAUCAAUCUUCAAACACAGACAUAAAAACUAUCGCCAUAUCAUACUUGGUAAUGUUUAUAUACGCUUCUUUGGCACUUGGGGGUAAAUUGCCAACUGCACAUUUUUACUCAUUAGUGAAGACAAGAUUUACAUUGGGGCUUUCAAGUAUAAUUAUAAUAUUGCUAUCGGUAACAGCAUCUGUGGGAUUUUUUUCAUUUAUCGGAUUAAGAUCUACGCUCAUCAUUGCUGAGGUGAUCCCUUUUUUGGUGUUGGCAAUAGGUAUCGAUAAUAUAUUCUUAAUUGUUCAUGAGUUACACGUAAUAAGUGAGGGGAACCCUGACUUGGCUUUGGAGGCACGGAUCUCUCACGCUUUGAAAAAUAUCGGACCUUCGUGUUUUAUAAGUGCUGUUUUGCAGGUAUGCAUGUUUUUGUUGGCCACUACCGUGGGUAUGCCGGCAGUAAAAAAUUUUGCAUACUACGGUGCUGGUGCGGUUUUAAUCAACUUCUUACUACAGAUGACAUGUUUUAUCGGGUUAUUAGCAUUAGAUCAGCGUCGAUUAGAAGAUAACAGAGUUGAUUGUGUUCCUUGGAUUACAAUCCCUCCAAUUCAAAUAAACGGUGAUGAUACCCACGAACCAGUGCAUCUUGAAUACAAUUUUUCUCACUGGAUAGGUGACCAUUAUGCCCCAUUUUUGUUAAAGAAAAGCACAAAGGGUAAGGUAGUGGCUUUAUUUGUGUUAUGGGUCGGGAUUUCCCUCAGUUUGUUUCCCAAAAUUCAACUCGGAUUAGACCAAAGAAUUGCCAUACCCUCCACAUCAUACUUGGUCGAUUAUUUCAAUUCAGUAUAUGAAUUCUUGAACGUUGGUCCUCCAGUUUUCUUUGUUGUUAAGGACUUGGAUUAUACCGAAAGACUGAAUCAACAGAAAAUCUGUGGCAAGUUUUCUGCUUGUGAUGAAUUUUCUUUGGCCAACAUUUUGGAGCAAGAGGUAAAACGUUCACGCAUAUCAAUGCUUUCUGAACCUGCAUCCAACUGGUUGGAUGAUUUCUUCAGUUGGUUGAACCCAGAUUUGGAUCAAUGUUGUCGAUUUAGGAAGAGUACCAUUUUUGAAAAAACACCAGAUUUUUGCUCGCCCACUGCCCCUCAGCGUCAAUGCCAAUCAUGCUAUUUAAAUCACGAUCCUCCUUAUGACUCAAGUAUGAAAGCUUUUCCUAAAGAAGAUUUUAUGUUUUAUUUUAAUGACUGGAUACAAGAGCCAUCCGACCCGUGUCCAUUGGGUGGAAAAGCUGCACAUGGACAGGCUAUAUCCCGAACAAGUGGGAAAAUCGACUCGAGCUAUUUCCGAACUUCUUUUGUUCCGUUAAGGGGUCAGCAAGAGUUUAUCAAUGCCUACAAAAGUGGAGAGAAUAUUGUGAAGGAAAUUACCAAGUUGAUUCCCUCAAUCGACAUUUUUGCCUACUCUCCAUUUUUCAUAUUCUUCACACAAUACCAGAAUAUUGUGUUGUUGACAGUGGUUUUAUUGGCAGUAGCUAUGACUAUCAUAUAUGUAGUAAGCAUAUUUUUGUUGAACUCGUUUAGAGCCGCAAGCAUUCUCACAAUGACAAUCACAGCAAUCAUGAUUAACAUCGGUGGAGUGUUGGCAUUAUGGUCCAUAUCCCUAAACGCAGUCACUUUGGUCAAUUUGGUUAUAUGUGUUGGAUUUGCCGUUGAGUUUACUAUACACUUGACCAGAGCCUAUUGCGUGCCCAAAGUCAAGAUGUUUGACAAUCCUGCUGAACAGGAAUUGUACAAUAACCUUGUGAACGCUGAGCCUGAGAAUGCUCGCAGAACAUCAAUAACCAGCUUGAAUGCGGAAUUCAGAAACACUAAAGCACAUAACGCAUUGUGCAGUGUUGGAGGCUCGUUGAUAAGUGGGGUCACAUUAACAAAAUUGAUCGGUAUUUCAGUUUUAGCCUUUACAAGAUCUCAGAUCUUUGAAGUUUAUUAUUUCAGGAUGUGGCUCUCUUUGGUUGUGAUUAGUUUUGUCCACGCAUUUGUCUUGUUGCCAGUGUUGUUAAGCUUUUAA
Candida dubliniensis CD36 is the source of this 3723-nucleotide messenger RNA. RefSeq names its product sphingolipid transporter (gene NCR1). The record is from RefSeq and is a predicted model, not a curated record. Lineage: Eukaryota; Fungi; Ascomycota; Pichiomycetes; Serinales; Debaryomycetaceae. Gene Ontology annotation, cellular component: membrane. The transcript has a single exon. Bases 1 to 3723 code for a protein of 1240 amino acids.